Molecule: messenger RNA, 1257 nt
Organism: Carica papaya (papaya)
Lineage: Eukaryota; Viridiplantae; Streptophyta; Magnoliopsida; Brassicales; Caricaceae
Gene: AIP2
Product: RING/U-box superfamily protein
Biological process (GO): protein ubiquitination
Cellular component (GO): cytoplasm
Molecular function (GO): ubiquitin protein ligase activity
Source: RefSeq, a predicted model, not a curated record
CUUGCAGCCAAAUUUGAUUUGGCGAGAUAUAAUCAGAUCUGGAAAUUGGGUUGCCAAGUUUUCUUCUUCUGCAAGAGACGCUGGAAGGAUUAAAAGGAGUUCAUUACACAAAAGAAAAAUUAAUGGAGUCAGAUUCGGAAGAAAGCUUGAAACGGGAAUUGGAGGAAUUGCAGAAGCUGCUUGGCAAGAAGCUGAGGUUCGAGGAGGCUGUUCGCUCCCUCCAUUCCCUUCUUCGCGAACUUUGUCCCUCCGCCUCUCAUUCCCUUCGAAAAUUGUUUUAUUCUGUUGUGUGCCGGGUGGCGACAAUUCUAAAGACGAGAUACACCGCACCGGGGUUCUGGCUUGCUGGUCUCCGCCUUUUUGAACAAGCUGAGUGCACUUUCUCUGAUCCUUCUGAGAAGGAGCACUUGAAAAAAUGCAUUGCUCAAGCCAAGGAUCACCUGCACAACAUUGAUAACCCACAAACAGAUUCACAAUCUUCUGAAAAUAGAGGGUAUCUUUUUGAGGGGCAUCUUACAGUGGACCCCGAACCACCCAUGCCUCAAUGGCUGGUGCAGCAGAACCUGCUGGCAGCUGUUGCUUCUCUUUCUACAGCUGAAUCUUCUCGGGGUCCCAUGGAAGACAGUACUGUAUCAGAAACUGCUGGGAAUUUGAUUCAAAGUCUCAUAGAUAACCUUGAUUCUGUCAUACCCGAGAUACUGGAGACUGAUGGUGCCAUCCCUAGAGCUCCACCUGCCAGUAAAGAAGUUGUUGCCAAACUGCCUAUCAUCCAUCUUACAGAGGAAGUCCUGGUCAAGCUAGGAGAAGAUGCAGAAUGUGCCAUCUGCAAGGAGAAUUUGGUGGUUGGUGAUAAGAUGCAAGAGUUGCCCUGCAACCACAAGUUCCAUCCUCCCUGCCUGAAACCAUGGCUGGAUGAGCAUAAUUCUUGCCCAAUUUGUAGAUAUGAGCUGCAAACUGAUGAUCACAAUUAUGAAAGCUGGAAGGUGCGUGAGAAAGAGGCUGAAGAGGAGAGAAAAGGUGCUGCAAAUGCUAUUCGUGGUGGUGAGUAUAUGUAUGUUUAGAUGAAUUUUUCUCAUUGAAUCAACAUAGUUAAUUGUAUCAUAGAUAUAUCUUCUGAAGUACGGAAUAGAUAUGGAAAUAUUUCCUUUCGUCAAAUUUGUAUCUUCUAUACCUGGUUCCAGACAUGGGUUCAGUUUGAAACGAUAAUUUGCAGAAGAGCUUUACUUGACAAUAAUAGUGGCUUGUACUCUAGUUCAA